AUGUUACCAGUUAAACGACGUCUGCCAAAUGAACCUCUGCAAAUCACUUGGAUUGAUAUUCCUUUUAAAGUUCGCGAAAUUAUCCUAGAUAAAAUGGAUUCAAAGACUCGCUGUUUAUUUUCAAGAUGCUCAAAAAUAUGCAAUGAAGAAGCCAAAAAAUCGAAAUUCUAUAUUUAUGGAUUGGAAAUUUGUGAUGAUGAUGAUGAUGAAUAUAAUGAUGUACCAGUUUUGAAAAUUAUGUUUGAUGAAUUUGGAAAUGGAUAUUGGUUCGAUUUUAUAUAUACAGGAACAUCUAAUACAAUUGUGGCUUAUAGAUGGUAAGAUUUAUUAAUUGUUAGAAAGAGUGAUGCUAUUUUCCUAACAAUUCUUAAGAAUCACACAUUCAUUUUAGCUUCAAAAAUGGAGAAAAGAUUGCGAUGUGGACAAGUGUCGAAAAUGGAGAUAAUGAAGAAGUUAUGUUGAGAUAUGCGAGAAUGUAUUUGAACAAUUAUCAAAAACAAGUUCAGUUUUUCAAAUUCAGUGUGAGUUUUUUUCUGCAACUCUUUUCAAUUCAAAGAUUAAUUUUUCAGAGUGAAAAAUCAUUAAAUUUCACAUUGAAACAGUUGAAGAAUCUAAAGGAAAUUGAAAUCAAUAAUAAAUAUGAAGAAUGGGAAGAUUUGGAUGCUAUCACAUUCAUUGAUAAACGCGAGGUUUGUAUUUUAUUUAAUUUUAAAACUCAAAAUUAUUUUGAUUUAUUUUCAGCUUUUGAAAAUUGACACAAUCAAGUUAACGAAAAUCAGAUUCACAUCAGAGGAUUUAUUCGAUUUUAAAGGAAAUAAUGCUCAUGUUGUUAUCAAAGAUUUCGGUAGAAAUUAUUUCAAGAAAUAUUUGAAAAUGCUGAAAAAUGGCGACAUUUCAAUUAACUCUAUUAACAUUGUCACAAAUCGUUUAAAAAAUAUGGAUUUUCAAAAAUUAAGGGAAUAUAUUGAUAUUUCACAUCUUAUGGAAAAUGAGGACGAAAUUAUUUUUUCAUUUCAAUUUUGUUCGGAAGAUAGAAAAUAUUCAGUGAUUUAUGAAAAUCUAGUAUUGAAAAUUGAGAGUGAGUUGUUUUUUUGUUUUGGAAAGAUUUUUUUGAAAUAACCUAUGAUUUUAUAGCAAUUGAAGUCUUCGAAAAGAAAGUGGAUCAAUUUAUUUUCUGGCCAAAUUUACCAUUACAUAUUCAAGAAAAUGUAAUUGAUAAAAUGGAUUCAAAAAAGUAGAUGUCGAUUUGCACAAUGCUCGAAAGAUUCCGAAAAAGAAGCCAAAAGAUCCAAAAAUUAUUUGUAUAAAAUUAGUGUUAGCAAUGAUGGAGGUGUUUUGGAAUUACAAUUUUCAUUCGAUGAAAAUUCGGAGAGACAUUUCUGGUUGGAAUUUUUGCGAAAUUAUAAAGAUCAAACAAUUGUCGCUUAUAAAACAGGCAACGAAAAUGAAGAAGACGAAGGAAUGGUAAAAUGGGCGAAAAUUGAGAAUGGUAAACCAAAAGAUGUUCAAUUGAGAUAUUUAAAAGAAUAUCUAGCGAAAUAUCGAAAUGUUGUCAAGUGUUUUACCUUUGAUGUAAGCUUUUUCCUAUUUUUAAAAUAAAAUCUAAAUGAAUAAUUUUACAGGAUGAUUAUAAAUUGUUGAGCGAUUUUAAUGUCAACAGUUUCAAAAAUCUUGAAAAAAUUGAUAUUAAAGACUAUAAUAUGAAUUCACGAGAUUAUUUCAAAGAUGGCAUUUUAAAUUGGAAAACGGUAAGCAAUCAAUAACUUUUAUAUGUAAUACAAUUAUUUUUUCAAACCAGAUUCGUGGAUGCAAACAUGUAUUUCUAUAUAAUAAUGCUGAUUUAUCGUUCGAACAAUUUCUUGAAUUGGAUCUCGAAACUGGAGAUAUUAAAUGUGAUGCACUGGCAGAAGGAGAUAAUUUCAAAAUUUAUAUGAAUAUGCUGAAAAAUGGACAAGUUCAUAGGAAUUUGAAAUCAAUCGAAUUCUGUCUUUUCCAUGAUAAGAAAUUCAGCUUCAAAGAUUUCCAUCCAAUCUCGAAAACUAAAGAUCGAUUUUCAACCCGAAUAUAUAAAUAUCGAUCGAAUUUCAAACAAAAUGGAAUUAUUGCAAUUAUUCGCGAAAAGGGAGAUGCAGAAGAUCUCAUUUCUAUUCAAUGUUAUGAGGGGUCAAUUGGCUCGAUUUAA
Caenorhabditis angaria is the source of this 2182-nucleotide messenger RNA. NCBI's taxonomy places the organism in Eukaryota, Metazoa, Nematoda, Chromadorea, Rhabditida, Rhabditidae. The record is from the annotation of a GenBank genome assembly.